AUGCUUGACGACGACGGUCAGGCUAACACUAAAAAACGUAGUAAGAAUACUCACUCAGCUUCAGAGAAAGCACCAAAAGACGCUUCAGAGAAAGCAAUAGAUAACGCUUCAGAGAAAGCACAAGAAGUCUUUUCAGACGAUGAAGUGCAUGAUCGGACUCAAGAUGAGUCGAACAUAAAUGAGGACGACAGAUUAAGCGUCCAUGCGGGAGAAGAUGAUCAAAUUGAUCAGGCUGAACUAGUUUUCGAUGAGCGUGAGGAGGAUGAAGAUCUUCUAGCGGUUAUCAAUGAGUCUUUAAACCCUUCCGAUGAAACUGGGGCCCCUGUUUCACAGCGCUUGGCCAAACUGGUGAAUGAAAAAUUCACACUUGAGUUUGAUUUUACAGAAACGUAAAUCUAUAAUGGAGAACUAUAGGACUCCUAAGAAUUGUGACCAAUUUCUUUCCCCCCGGGUAAACCCUGAGAUUUGGGGGAGAUUACAAAGUUCUGUCAAGAGAACAGAUAUCAAAUCAUCUGUGUUGCAAGAUAUCUUGCUAAGUGUAUCCUCUGCUAUAAUAAAUACAAUGGAGGCUUUGCUUGACAGCAGAGAAAAGAAAGCCUUGCCAAAUUAUAAGGCACUUUUGUCAAAUUUUACAGAUUCUAUUGCCCUCCUAGGGCAUGUGCACAGAGAGAUGUCGUUUAAUCGUAGAGAUGCUCUCCGGUCUCACCUAAAUCCUGAAUUUCGGCAAGCAUGCUCCCGGGUUGUUAAGCCCACAGGGUUCUUAUUUGGGGAUGAUCUAUCCAAGACCAUCCAAGACCAUCCAAGAUAUCCGAGCCACAAACAAAGUUGUUAAUACCGUGUCCCAGGGAACUCCUUACAAUCGUGAGUCAUUCCGCUUCCAGAGCCCCCAACCAUAUCAGACAACAGCCCGUAAACCUUUUUUAUGGCAAAGGGGGAGGGGGACAUACCCACACAGGAACAACUUCCGCCAAGGUUUUCGUCAACCACAGCCGUCCUCAGCCCCUCUCAAAAAGAAAUUCAUGAACAAAUCACGUUUUUAAAGACUCAGCCUCAGGUAAAUAGUUUUUCUGCUUUUAUGGAGGGCCCAUUUAAAUUAUAUGUUAUGUCAAGGGUGUCAACUUUCCAAGGGGGGCAGUUGUCUUCUCACUAUUCUGAAUGGGCAAAACUUACUUCAGAUAGCUCUAUCCUUGAAACUGUUUUGGGUGAGAAGACAGACUUUAUAGAUAUUCCAAUAGCCUCAUCGUACCCGCCAAAUAGCAUAUGUAAAGAACACUGCUCAUUAGCUGAUGCAAAAAUUAAAAGUUUACGAGAAAAAAGGGUAAUUAUCGAGUGUGCCCAUGAAGAAGGGGAAUUUGUCUCCCCAGUAUUCACUGUGCCUAAAAAUGAUGGAAGAGUCAGAUUGAUACUUAAUUUAAAAAGGUUAAACCAGUUUAUAACAAACUACCAUUUUAAAAUGGAAAGCAUUCAAACCAUCAUGAAAUUGGUAACUCAAAAUUGUUGGAUGGCCACACUUGACCUAAAGGAUGCUUAUUAUAGUGUUAAAGUGGACCCAGCUUAUCAAAAAUACCUAAAGUUCUUCUAUAGAGGCAAGUUGUAUAAAUACUUAGCACUUCCCAAUGGUUUGACUACAUGCCAUAGAAAAUUUACCAAACUUAUGAAACCACCACUGGCAAAAACUGAGAGCGAUGCAUCAUAUUAUUAGUGGGUAUAUUGAUGACUUCUACUUGCAGGGUCAUACAUAUGCCAGGUGUGCUAGAAAUGUUCUUGACACUGUUUGACAACCUAGGUUUAGUUAUUCAUCCUGAUAAGUCAGUUACCUCCCCAUCACAAGAAGUUAUUAUUCUGGGGUUUGUUAUAAAUUCCAUAACCAUGACUAUUAGAGUUACAAAUGCGAAGAAGGAAAGAAUCAAAACGUUUUUGAUAGCGGCUAUUGAAAAUCCCAUAGAUAUUUCUAUAAGGCAGGUAGCUAAGAUUAUUGGUUACCUAGUCUCCACCUUACCUGGAGUCCAGUAUGGAGCUCUGUACUACCGAUACCUUGAAAUGGACAAAGUAUCAGCUCUAAAAAUAUCAAAAGGUAAUUUUGAUGCCCCCAUGACUAUUUCUAAGGAUGGCCUUGUAGAGUUGAGAUGGUGGGUUAAUCAUAUAGACGAAAGUUUUAAUUAUCUUAUGAUUCCCCCAAUCGACAUUACAAUAUACUCUGAUGCAUCCUUACAAGGAUGGGGAGCAGUACUAGGUGAUACAUCUUCAGGGGGGAGGUGGUCACCUGAUGAAUGCACAAAUCACAUCAAUUAUCUUGAACUUCUGGCUGCAUUUUUUGCCCUAAAAUCGUUUUGCAGGGGUAAGCAUGUAAAACUCAUGAUAGAUAAUACAACAGCAGUAGCAGUAAUUAACAACAUGGGGUCUUGCCAUAGUCGUGCCUGUCACUCGGUUGGUUGCCAGAUCUGGCAAUUUUGUGUAGAAUAUAACAUUUGGCUUACCGCUGCUCACAUUCCUGGUGCUAAAAAUGUCUUAGCAGAUAAAGAAUCGCGCCAUUUUCAGAGUCAGGAUAAAGAAUGGAAACUUAAUCCACUGUCAUUAUAUGAUGCGCUCAAUAAUUUCAACCUGAGAUAGAUCUUUUUGCAUCACGCUUAAAUAAGCAGUUUUCUCUAUAUUGCUCUUACAGGCCAGACCCUGAAGCAAUGUUUGUUGAUGCAUUUUCUAUCUCAUGGGCUGACUCAAAGUUUUAUUGUUUCCCUCCGUUUAGUUGUUUGUUACAGGCCGUGAAGAAAAUAAUUCAGGAGCAUGCCCAGGGAAUUUUAGUUGUCCCAGACUGGCCCACCCAGCCUUGGUAUCCACUGUUGGCCCCGCUUCAUGUUCAACCUCCAGUGGUUCUGGAACCCAGUCGCACACUGCUGACCCUUUGUCACUCUCCGAAAAUAAUUCAUCCCCUUUGCAGAAAGCUGAAACUUUUAGUAUGUCAUGUCUCAGGCAACAAUUACUACGAGGCUACUCGUUAAGAUCCAUCGAAAUCAUUGAAUCAUCAUGGAGGGAUAGCACAAAAUCUCAAUACCAAGUGCAUCUACAAAAAUGGUUACAAUUUUGUAUGGAGAGGGAUUGUGAUAUCAUCUCCCCCAACUUACCACAGGCGUUAGAUUUUCUGUCAUCUCUGUUUGACUCGGGUUUAUCUUAUAGCUCACUAAAUUCGGUGAGGUGUGCUGUAUCUACUAUUCUGCAGCUAAGUGAUAGUGCAGUAACUUUUGGACAGUUACCUAUUGUCAAGCGUUUUAUGAAAGGUAUAUUCGAACUGCGUCCGGCACUCCCUCGUUACCAGACAACCUGGGAUGUCAGUAAAGUUUUAGAUUUUUUCCGAAAGCAGUCUAUGCCUUCAGCGUUGACUUUAAAAGACCUUACUGUUAAAGUUACCUUUUUGUUAUCUUUACUAAGUGGACAGCGCUGUCAAACAAUUCACGUUUUAACUGUCGAUAAUAUGAUUCUCAUGGCUGAUAAGUGCACUUUUCACGUCAGGGAGAAAGUAAAACAGACGCGUGUUGGAACCCAUGUGAAACCCCUCGAGUUUCUUUGCGUCGUUACGCAUCUCUUAGAGUAUGUCAAGAGAACUGCCUGUACUAGGAACGAUACAAAGCAAUUGCUAUUUAGUCACGUAAAACCAUAUGGACCUGUCUCCAAAGAUACAAUCUCUCGGUGGAUAAAAUCUGUUUUGUCAUCUGCGGGUUUAGAUGUUACCAAAUUUAAGAGCCACAGUGUUCGGGCAGCAUCUACAUCAUUUCUAGCGUUAAAUAACUGUAAUAUUAAGGAUAUUAUGUUAUCAGCAGGUUGGUCGAAUGAACAAACAUUUCAACGUUUUUAUAAUAAGCCGAGCGAGGAUAAAUUUAAUUUUGGCAACUCUGUCUUAGAGUGUUAUACAAACGCCAGUAGUUCAUAG
Paramuricea clavata is the source of this 3922-nucleotide messenger RNA. Lineage: Eukaryota; Metazoa; Cnidaria; Anthozoa; Malacalcyonacea; Plexauridae. The record is from the annotation of a GenBank genome assembly.